This is a messenger RNA of Pectinophora gossypiella (pink bollworm), 1399 nucleotides long. RefSeq names its product transcription factor BTF3 homolog 4 (gene bic). The transcript has 2 exons. Bases 123 to 662 code for a protein of 179 amino acids. The record is from RefSeq and is a predicted model, not a curated record. Lineage: Eukaryota; Metazoa; Arthropoda; Insecta; Lepidoptera; Gelechiidae. Gene Ontology annotation, cellular component: cytosol; nascent polypeptide-associated complex.
UAUUUUACCGGUGCUGCCAUCCCUAAGAGCGCGGAGAACAGAAAUAACUUAUCGAAAAUCCACCAUUUUCCCUUUGUAACUAACCGGUGUUCAAAACACGUGCCGCGUGUAAAAAAUACAAAAUGAACACCGAGAAACUGAAGAAACUGCAGUCUCAGGUCCGCAUCGGCGGUAAGGGCACUCCGAGGCGUAAGAAGAAGGUUGUCCACGCCACGGCCGCCACAGACGACAAGAAACUCCAGUCGUCGCUGAAAAAGUUGUCAGUGAACACUAUUCCUGGAAUCGAAGAGGUGAAUAUGAUAAAAGAAGAUGGCACUGUGAUACACUUCAACAACCCGAAAGCGCAGGCCUCCCUUGCCGCGAAUACUUUCGCUAUCACAGGGCAUGGAGAGACCAAGCAAAUCGCUGAAAUGCUCCCUGGCAUCCUCAGCCAGCUCGGGCCCGAGGGAUUAAAUCAACUUAAGAGGUUAGCUUCGAGCGUCGCGGCGCCCAAGCCACUCGAAGAGGACGAUGAAGUUCCUAACCUCGUUGGUAACUUCGACGAAGCCUCAAAGCAAGAGGCUAAGGAAGUAGUCACCGAUGAAAAAGAAAAGGAGAAGGAAAAUGAAAAAGAAAAGAAACCCGAGACAGAAACCAAAGCUGCAGACAAAAAAACUGACUAAACUUCCCCCACACUGAUUUGUCUAGUUUUUAUUUGCUCACCCCAAGUGAUAUCGAAUGCUAGGGUUUCCAAAGGCAUAGAAGUGUCUCAAAACCAGUUUUAUUUUGUAAUUUCAAAAUACAGUUUACUGUUUUGUGUUCCUGAAUAAAUGUAUUUUUUAAUAAAUCAUGUCUUGCAUUCUUUGUAAAAGUUACAAUGUGAGUGGAACACUUUUUUAGUUUUGUCUAGUGACUUUGGAAAUCCUCUAUACAGCCAUCCUGGACUCGAUUGAAUGCUUUAUCUCUUUUGCCCAUACUAAUUAUAGUUUGUGUAAUGUAUUAUGCAGUGUAAUGGUUGAUGUCAAUUCUCUCGGUGGGCUUGGUUAAGUGUUGUAGCCUACCGUUAGGACAUUGGCGAUAUUACCUAUGAUUAAUGUAUAAAAGUCUAUCCCAAAUUAUGCAUUAUUUUGUCAGAAAAGCAAUUAUAGGGUUAUAUUAUGUAUAGUAAAUAAGGUGUUCGAUACACCUUGUCAUAUUUUUAAAAUAAUGGUAUUUUCUAAAAUUGUUAAUGCAGGUCUUGUCGAGUUGCUUUCUCAUUUUUUAAAGAGUUAACAAAAUAGGUUACAAAAGAACUUAGUCACAGAUAGCUCUUUAGGUAACAGAGCUGACAUUGUAUAAUAAAAACAUAAAAAUUGCAAAAUGUAAAAGAUUGAAGUUAAUGUAACAUGUGAACUUUACAUUAAAAACUUUGAUCCAUCAA